AUCAUGACGUCAAGGUGGGCGGGCGGCGACAGGUGCGGGGUUGACAGGCAUCCUCCUUUAAGGCGGAGGGAUCCGGGGAGAGGGCGACUGUGCGGUGCUUCGCCUUAUUUAGAGCAACUGGGGGCGCGCAGUAGCUCUCUCGAGUCACUCCCGCGUCGCACGGCGGUGUGUGCGUUUCGGACGGCCCCGGCCUCCCCGCUCUCUAGUGCUUGCGGCCCUUCAUUUCCAAGAUGCCUGAGGAAGUGCACCAUGGAGAGGAGGAGGUGGAGACUUUUGCCUUUCAGGCGGAAAUUGCCCAGCUCAUGUCUCUCAUCAUCAAUACCUUCUACUCUAACAAGGAAAUUUUCCUCCGGGAGUUGAUCUCUAAUGCUUCUGACGCCCUGGACAAGAUUCGUUAUGAGAGCCUGACAGACCCUUCCAAGUUGGACAGUGGCAAAGAGCUGAAAAUUGACAUCAUCCCCAACCCUCAGGAGCGCACUUUGACUUUGGUGGACACGGGCAUUGGCAUGACCAAGGCUGACCUCAUAAACAAUUUGGGAACUAUUGCCAAAUCUGGUACUAAAGCUUUUAUGGAGGCUCUUCAGGCUGGUGCAGACAUCUCCAUGAUUGGGCAGUUUGGUGUUGGCUUUUAUUCUGCCUACCUGGUGGCAGAGAAAGUGGUUGUGAUCACAAAGCACAAUGAUGAUGAACAGUAUGCCUGGGAGUCUUCUGCCGGGGGUUCCUUCACUGUUCGCGCUGACCAUGGUGAGCCCAUUGGCAGGGGUACCAAAGUGAUCCUCCACCUUAAAGAAGACCAGACAGAAUACUUGGAAGAGAGGCGGGUCAAGGAAGUGGUGAAGAAGCAUUCGCAGUUCAUAGGCUACCCCAUCACUCUCUAUUUGGAGAAGGAACGAGAGAAGGAAAUCAGUGAUGAUGAGGCAGAGGAAGAAAAAGGUGAGAAAGAAGAGGAAGAUAAAGAUGAUGAGGAAAAGCCCAAGAUUGAAGAUGUGGGCUCAGAUGAGGAGGACAGUGGGAAGGACAAGAAGAAGAAAACCAAGAAGAUUAAGGAAAAGUACAUAGAUCAGGAAGAGCUAAACAAGACCAAGCCCAUUUGGACCAGAAAUCCUGAUGACAUUACCCAGGAGGAGUAUGGAGAAUUCUACAAGAGCCUCACCAAUGACUGGGAAGACCACUUGGCAGUCAAGCACUUCUCUGUUGAAGGUCAGUUGGAAUUCAGGGCACUGCUAUUCAUCCCUCGUCGAGCUCCGUUUGACCUCUUUGAGAACAAAAAGAAAAAGAAUAACAUCAAACUCUAUGUCCGUCGUGUGUUCAUUAUGGACAGCUGUGAUGAGUUGAUACCAGAAUAUCUCAACUUCAUCCGUGGUGUUGUUGAUUCUGAGGAUCUACCCCUGAACAUCUCUAGAGAGAUGCUCCAGCAGAGCAAAAUCUUGAAAGUCAUUCGCAAAAACAUUGUUAAGAAGUGCCUUGAGCUCUUCUCUGAGCUGGCUGAAGACAAGGAGAAUUACAAGAAGUUCUAUGAGGCAUUCUCUAAAAAUCUAAAGCUUGGGAUCCAUGAGGAUUCCACCAACCGGCGACGCCUGUCAGAACUACUGCGCUAUCAUACCUCCCAGUCAGGAGAUGAGAUGACUUCUCUGUCAGAGUAUGUCUCUCGCAUGAAGGAGACACAGAAGUCCAUUUAUUACAUCACUGGUGAGAGCAAAGAGCAGGUGGCCAACUCUGCAUUUGUGGAGCGAGUACGGAAGCGGGGCUUUGAGGUUGUAUAUAUGACAGAGCCUAUUGAUGAGUACUGCGUGCAGCAGCUCAAGGAGUUUGAUGGCAAGAGCCUGGUCUCUGUUACCAAGGAGGGUCUGGAGCUGCCUGAGGAUGAGGAGGAGAAGAAGAAAAUGGAGGAGAGUAAGGCAAAGUUUGAGAACCUCUGCAAACUCAUGAAAGAAAUCUUGGAUAAGAAAGUUGAGAAGGUGACAAUCUCCAAUAGGCUUGUGUCUUCACCCUGCUGCAUUGUAACCAGCACCUACGGCUGGACAGCCAACAUGGAGCGGAUCAUGAAAGCCCAGGCCCUUCGGGACAACUCGACGAUGGGCUACAUGAUGGCCAAAAAGCACCUGGAGAUCAACCCUGACCACCCCAUUGUGGAGACGCUGCGGCAGAAGGCAGAAGCGGACAAGAACGACAAGGCCGUCAAGGACCUGGUUGUGCUGCUGUUCGAAACUGCGCUGCUCUCCUCCGGCUUCUCCCUUGAGGAUCCCCAGACACACUCCAAUCGCAUCUACCGCAUGAUCAAGCUGGGCCUGGGCAUUGAUGAAGAUGAAGUGACAGCUGAGGAGCCCAGUGCUGCUGUUCCCGAUGAGAUCCCCCCUCUCGAGGGUGAGGAGGAUGCAUCUCGCAUGGAAGAAGUAGAUUAGAAGUUUCUGUCUUUUGUGCUCUGUAUAGUGUCCCCAUGGCUCCCACAGCAGCCUUGAGUGGCCCUGUCCCACUUGGCUCCCUCUGCUGUCUAGUGUUUUUUCUCCUGGUUUAAGGCAGGAAAAAUGGGCCUCAUUCCCUCUGACAACAAGAUUGGAUGUCGUGUGUUGUGGUUUUUUUGUUUAUCUUGUUCUGAAAUUAAAGUAUGUGAAAUAAAGAAAUGCCAUUUUAUACA
Carlito syrichta (Philippine tarsier) is the source of this 2635-nucleotide messenger RNA. RefSeq names its product heat shock protein 90 alpha family class B member 1 (gene HSP90AB1). NCBI's taxonomy places the organism in Eukaryota, Metazoa, Chordata, Mammalia, Primates, Tarsiidae. Gene Ontology annotation, biological process: protein folding; cellular response to heat; protein stabilization. The coding region runs from base 231 to 2402 and encodes 723 amino acids. Gene Ontology annotation, molecular function: ATP binding; ATP hydrolysis activity; disordered domain specific binding. The transcript has 12 exons. The record is from RefSeq and is a predicted model, not a curated record. Gene Ontology annotation, cellular component: perinuclear region of cytoplasm; cytosol; protein-containing complex.